Molecule: messenger RNA, 1032 nt
Organism: Capsicum annuum
Lineage: Eukaryota; Viridiplantae; Streptophyta; Magnoliopsida; Solanales; Solanaceae
Product: oligouridylate-binding protein 1
Molecular function (GO): mRNA binding
Source: RefSeq, a predicted model, not a curated record
GUGGGGGUGGGGGGGGGGGGGAGUUACACACAAACACCAUAUCUCUUUCCUUAAAAACACAUCUUCUUGUUUUUCAAGUACUUUUUCUCCCUCUUCUUUGAGGGUUUCUUUUCUUUUCUUUUCUUUUUUUAUUUUUUUUAUUUUUCUUCAUUUUAAUCCAAACCCCAAUUACCCUUUUUCAAUUUUUUUUUUUUUUUUUUAAAUUUAGUUUUAUUUUUUUUUAUUUUGAAUUUCAAGAAAAUGAUGCAACAGCAAAGACUGAAACAACAACAAGCAUUGAUGCAGCAAUCCCUUUAUCAUCCUGGUCUUCUUGCACCCCCUCAGAUAGAGCCCAUCUUGAGCGGAAAUCUGCCUCCCGGAUUUGAUUCUAGUACUUGCAGGAGCGUGUAUGUUGGAAACAUCCACUCACAAGUCACAGAACCACUUCUUCAAGAGGUUUUUGCCAGCACCGGUCCCCUUGAGGGAUGCAAGCUCAUAAGAAAGGACAAGUCAUCCUAUGGUUUUGUGGAUUACUUUGAUCGCCGAUCAGCUGCGCUUGCCAUUGUGACGCUUAAUGGAAGGCACUUGUUUGGACAGCCGAUAAAAGUUAACUGGGCGUAUGCCAGUGCCCAAAGAGAGGACACAUCUAGUCAUUUUAACAUAUUUGUGGGUGAUCUUAGUCCGGAAGUUACAGAUGCCACAUUGUUUGCUUGCUUUUCAGUAUACACUAGCUGCUCAGAUGCAAGAGUGAUGUGGGAUCAGAAAACAGGCCGUUCAAGAGGGUUUGGGUUUGUUUCCUUCCGUAAUCAGCAGGAUGCCCAAAGUGCUAUAAACGACUUGAAUGGUAAGUGGCUUGGAAGCAGACAAAUCCGCUGCAACUGGGCAGCAAAAGGUGCUGCUGGAGCCAAUGAUGACAUGCAGAGUUCAGAUGCCAAAAGUGUUGUUGAACUGACAGCUGGAACGUCAGAUGAUGGUCAAGAGAAGGCCAAUGAAGACGCUCCAGAAAACAAUCCCCAGUAUACGACCGUUUAUGUUGGCAACCUUGCUCCUGAA